Bipolaris sorokiniana ND90Pr is the source of this 471-nucleotide messenger RNA. RefSeq lists its product as uncharacterized. The transcript has a single exon. The record is from RefSeq and is a predicted model, not a curated record. Bases 172 to 435 code for a protein of 87 amino acids. NCBI's taxonomy places the organism in Eukaryota, Fungi, Ascomycota, Dothideomycetes, Pleosporales, Pleosporaceae.
UGUCGACAUACCCUACCCAUCCACCAACAGGUAAAACUGGUUAUCAGACUGCAGCUUAACGCCCAUGUAUAUACUUACACCAAUCGCUUCAUCGAAACAGCCGCCGUUUCCGCUCCAUGUGGGGUUGUUUACAGCGAUUUCGUGCAGCAAAUGAUUGCCUCUACCAUGUGAAUGGUAACUGUUAGCGACUCCGGCUUUGAUGGCUUCCGCAAUUCUACCCUCACCGAUUUUAGUUUCUUGGGCGUCAAUUUGUAUCUCAAUGUGGUUAACUCUUCUUGUACUCACGCUGUACAGAUGCUGCCACAAUUCGUCAAAGCGCUCGCGAUCUUCGAUUCCUUGUAUUCCGCUGUAAUAUCGAUCCUCAUCUUGAUCGCAUACUUACAGAUUUUAGUAGCUAGCCAGCAGGGACCUCGAGCGGUCUUGUGCAAAGGCUAGCUGGCAUCCACGACUAGACUGUUCGGAAUGUACUAC